This is a messenger RNA of Vollenhovia emeryi, 2434 nucleotides long. RefSeq names its product arginine--tRNA ligase, cytoplasmic (gene ArgRS). Bases 111 to 2135 code for a protein of 674 amino acids. The record is from RefSeq and is a predicted model, not a curated record. Gene Ontology annotation, cellular component: cytoplasm. The transcript is spliced from 8 exons. Lineage: Eukaryota; Metazoa; Arthropoda; Insecta; Hymenoptera; Formicidae. Gene Ontology annotation, biological process: arginyl-tRNA aminoacylation. Gene Ontology annotation, molecular function: arginine-tRNA ligase activity; ATP binding.
AGUCGCCUAUCUUGUCGCCUAUCUUGUCGCCUUGUCUCUUCCAAGCACUUCCAAGCUCCGCACCACGUUGCCGUCCGACGUUACCGCGUGAAAAGUGAAGGAAGGUUGGAAUGAUGUCGAAAAAGGAUAUGAACGUGUUUAACGAACGAGCGGCUGCAGCGGAGAGAGAGAUACUCGAUUUAAAGCGGCAGCUCGAGACGCUGCAACGGAACGUCGCGACUGAUGCUCCGAACGAUAUAAGUAAGGAGUUUGAAAAAUUGCAACAGGAGAACGCGAAGUUGACUCACAGGAUAACGAUACUCAAGAGGACCGUGGAAAUGCAAAGGAACAAACUGGACGAUAGGAUGGAGCUGUUUGGAACUGCGUAUACGAUCAGUAUAAGGGAUCAUCUCUGUACGGUCUUUUGCAAGGCCAUCAGUGCUGCUUAUCCCCAUAUAGUGGACCCACCAGUAAUAGUCACCACUGGCUCUAAUCCAAAGUUUGGAGAUUAUCAGUGUAACAGUGCUAUGCCUUUGGCACAACAACUGAGUAGUCUUGGUACCAAAGUACCUCCGCGUGAUGUUGCUAAAGAAAUUGUGUCCAAGCUGGAAGUAUCCUCCGUUAUCGAGAGAUACGAGAUAGCUGGUGCAGGAUAUAUAAACGUGUACCUGAAACGUGAAUUUGGACAAUCCGUUUUGUGCAGCUGGUUAUGGACUGGCCAAGUUCUUCCUCCGUACGUUAAGAAGAAGCGAGUAGUUGUUGACUUUUCUAGUCCUAACAUCGCCAAGGAGAUGCACGUGGGGCAUUUGAGGUCCACGAUAAUCGGGGAUAGUAUCUCGAGACUGUUGGAAUACCUGGGACACAAUGUGUUGAGGCUCAAUCACAUAGGUGACUGGGGUACACAGUUUGGUAUGUUGAUAGCGCAUCUUCAAGAUGAGUUUCCCAAUUAUUUAACCGUCGCUCCUUCAAUCCAGGACCUUCAGACCUUCUAUAAGGAAUCUAAGACUAGGUUUGACCAAGAUGAAGAGUUCAAAAAACGCGCGUACGAGUGCGUCGUUAAAUUGCAGGCUUUCGAGCCUGAUAUAACAAAAGCGUGGGAAAUGAUAUGCGAUGUAUCUAGGCGAGAAAUUGAAAAUGUGUACGCUCGACUGGAUAUCAAAUUAAUAGAAAGAGGCGAGUCAUUUUAUCAGAAAUAUAUGGAGUCGAUAGUUCCAGAGCUAGAAUCAAAAAAUCUGCUGGAAGAAGAUAACGGGCGGAAGGUAAUGUGGGGAGAGAAACACGGUAGCGGAAUACCUUUAACUAUAGUAAAAUCCGAUGGCGGGUUUACGUACGAUACAUCAGACAUGGCUGCUAUUAAGCAUCGUGUUGAAAAGGAAAGAGCAGAUUGGCUGAUCUACGUGACAGACGCGGGUCAGUCUCUGCACUUUCAGAUGUUGGAAAGUUGUGCCAAAAGGGCAGGUAUUUUGAAGAGCUUUCACAGGAUGGAUCAUGUGGGCUUCGGUGUUGUCUUGGGCGAAGACAAGAAGAAAUUUAAAACGAGGUCCGGCGACACUGUAAAACUUUGCGAGUUGUUAGACGAAGGCUUGAAGAGAGCGCUACAGAAAUUAAAGGAGAAAGAACGCGACAAGGUAUUAUCCAAGGAAGAACUGAAAGCGGCCCAAGAAUCCGUAGCGUAUGGUUGCAUAAAAUAUGCCGAUUUAGUACACAAUAGGAAUCACGAAUAUGUAUUUUCAUUUGAUAAAAUGCUGGAGGAUAAAGGCAACACAGCCGUUUAUUUAUUGUACGCUUUAACUCGAAUUCGUUCUAUCGCCAGAACGGCGAACAUCACGAGGAACGAGUUGCGACAGCGCUUGCACGAAAUUCCAAUUUCACUGGAGCACGAGAAAGAAUGGAAACUGGCCAAAGUGCUGUUAAAAUUCCCCGAUGUAAUUCUCGACGUUAACGAGGAGCUAUACUUGCAUCCAUUGUGCGAGUUUUGUUACGAGGUCUCGUGCGCGUUUACCGAAUUUUACGAUAAAUGCUACUGUGUGGAAAAGAAUCAAUCUGGCGAAAUUGUGAAAGUAAAUACGGGCCGUCUUUUGCUUGCGGAAGCCACCGCGCUUGUUCUAGAGAAAUGCUUUAGUUUACUGGGCUUAAAACCCGUUACACAAAUGUGAAAGGCAAACGUACCCCGUAUGCACACUUUCAAUUGUAAGGUGUAAAAGAGUAUAAAAUACGAGAAUGAAUAAAAUUAAUUUUUAUAAUAUUAAAAUCUAAUUUAAUAAAAUAUAUGUAUACAUACAAGAAUAUACAUAGAGAUUUUAUUCUUUUGACCUUAUUUCUAACAUUCUCUUUCUUCUGCUUGAGCAUAUACCUCGAGAAAACUCGAAAGUCAACGAGUUCAGUAUUAUUGUAUCUUACGCUGUAUUAAUUUCAAACUUAUGAAUCACGUGUUCAAUAAACAAAAUCUCUUCAA